AUGAGCUCGGCCGCCGGCCCCGCCGCCUUACCCCCGGGCUCCGCCACCCGGGCCUUGCAUGUGGAGCUGCCCUCGCAGCAGCGCCGGCUUCGUCAUCUUCGUAACAUCGCUGCACGUAACAUUAUCAAUAAGAAUGGUUAUCGCCUCUUGGACACGUACUUCACUCUUCACUUGUGUGAUAACACGAAGAUAUACAAAGAAUUUUAUAAGAGUGAGGUGAUCAAGAAUUCUCUGGUAAAACCGACAUGGCGGAGUCUGGACUUUGGAAUAAUGCCUGAUCGUCUUGAUACCUCUGUCUCUUGUUUUGUGGUGAGGAUCUGGGGUGGCAAGAAGGAGCACUUUCAGCUUUUGAUUGAAUGGAAGGUCAAUCUAGAUGGGUUAAAGUACUUGGGCCAGCAGAUACACGCAAGAAACCCCAAUGAGAUUAUUUUUGGUCUCAAUGAUGGUUAUUACGGAGCUUCAUUUGAACAGAAGGAUCACUCAGGUACCCUGAAGAAUAGUCUUCUCCAGGUGGAUCAGAACUGUGUUCGUAACUCUUACGAUGUCUUCUCUUUGCUUAGGCUUCACAGAGCCCAGUGUGCAAUUAAACAGACUCAGGUAACCGUUCAGAAAAUAGGAAGGGAGAUUGAAGAAAAGCUGAGAUGUACAUCUACAAGCAACGAACUGAAAAAGGAGAGUGAAUGUUUACAGUUGAAGAUCCUGGUGCUACGUAAUGAACUGGAGAGGCAGAAGAAGGCCCUUGGUCAAGAAGUAGCCUUGUUGCAUAAGGAGAAGAAUACUUUGCAUGACAGAGAAAAUGCAUUUGAGACUGAAUACCAGAAACUUCAAGAGCAUAACGAAUCCCUGCAUGAAUUAAGAAAGGAAUGCACUGCGAAGAGAGAACUGUUUUUGAAGACAAAUGCCCAGCAGACUAUUCGAUGCAAGCAAUUGCUGUCGGAGCUAUCCUAUAUCUACCCUAUUGAUCUGAAUGAUCAAAAGGAUUACUUUGUUUGUGGAGUCAAGCUUCCUAAUUCUGAAGACUUUCAAGCAAAAGAUGACGGAAGCAUUGCUGUUGCCCUGGGCUACACCGCUCACUUGGUUUCAAUGAUAUCCUACUUCUUACAAGUGCCACUCAGGUAUCCUAUAAUUCACAAGGGCUCCCGGUCUACAAUCAAAGAUAAUAUCAAUGACAAACUGACGGAGAAAGAACGAGAAUUUCCUUUAUAUCCAAAAGGAGGGGAGAAGCUUCAGUUUGAAUAUGGAGUAUAUCUUCUCAACAAAAAUAUAGCACAGCUUAGAUAUCAACAUGGGCUGAGUACUCCAGAUCUAAGGCAAACUCUUCCUAACCUGAAAAACUUCAUGGAGCUUGGGCUAAUGGUUAGAUGUGAUCGACACCAUACAUCCAGUGCAAUUCCCGUUCCAAAGAGACAGAGCUCAAGCUUCGGCAGAUUGGAUAUUGGCUUUUCCAGUGGGCUUCCUUCUCCAGAUAAAGGACUCCGAAAACGAGCCAGCACGGGAAACGAAAGACUACAGUACAAAACUCCUCCUCCUAGUUACAACUCUGCUUUAACACAGCCUGUUGCCAUCACAGCCCCCGUAGGAGAGUUAGAUAAAAAACCCGGAUCGAUAUCUUCCUCCUUGGAUACCUCUAUGGACUCCUCGAAAGGAAAUACCAAGAAAGGCGAGGACUUGUGCGGCAGUUUAAAUGGAGAAAACGGGAGCCUAAACAAUCCCCAAGACCAGCAGGAGUCUUUCCUAGGACAUACUAGUGCAAUAAAUGGGGCGUUUCUGCCUGGUGAGUGCUCUGGCACUGCAAGCAACGAGCAGCCCUGUGAGUUUCGUCCCUCCCUCGGCCCUGUCCUUUGCUGCACCGUAGAGCAAGCGGAGGAGAUCAUGGGGAUGGAAGCAACGGGGUUCGGCGCGGGAGAUCAGCUAGAAGACUUUAACUCCAUCCCGGUGGAGCACGCCGUGGCGGUGGAGUGUGAUGAACAAGUCCUAGGGGAGUUUGAGGAGUUCUCUCGAAGGAUCUAUGCACUGAAUGAAAACAUGUCCAGCUUCCGCAGACCGCGUAAAAGCUCGGACAAGUGAGCUUGGACAGGGAUUUGAUAGCAGACAUUGAGGUGAAAUCAGUGAUCUGGAAUAGAGAUAAAAUUACACUUAUUCUUUAUAUUAAUUAUAAAAAAAAAAUAAAAAAGCUAAAGCUAUUCCAAUGGUGUUAGACAAACGGACUUAAGCACGAUAACACAGGACCAUUGUAUAUUCACAGCCCAGGUAAAUUUUGAUUCUGCUUCCAGUCAUCUUAUGUCUGGUAUUUAUAAUCUGUUGGAAUGUUUUUUUUUUUUUAGGCAUUGGAAUCCAUUUAUAAAAGACUUUCCUGGAAACAACUUCUAGUGUUGAUCAGGCCCUUCUGUGACUAUUUGUUAAGUUCUUAAUUAAUACUUAGAGUUAAAUUUAUUUUAAUCUCUUCAGAAGAAAAAAAAAGUUAAUUUAAAAAUACAUUUAUGGUAAGACCUCUUUACCUUUUCCCAUGUACUCCUGUGUUUUCUUGAGCAAUGUAGUCAGUGUUACAGAAAUACCAUGAAUUUGUUAUAAUUGGACAGCUUUCUCUUGGCUGUGCUCUGUAGCCUUUGAAGUUCUGGUUUGCACUGAUGGGUCUUCAGUUGGUGGUGUAAACUUGCCAGAGAAUGAGCACCUGUGUGAUAUCUGCAGUUUCCUUGCACCUGAUUAAUCAGAAAUGACAUUCCCCCCCCCCCCCCCCUUUCCUCUGUAUUCACUGUUCCUACCAGUAGAAGCCUUGAGGACUAAAUCCCCUCUAAGGUUUCUUACAAAAACCUCAGCCUGACCAUUCCCCGCUUCAGCUGGGCACAGACCUCAUCAGUAGAGACCUAACGAGUGCACUACCUAAGUGGGGCUCAGCUGCCACCCUCCGAGGAGGUGUCUAACGGGGACAGCGUGCCGCGAGGCACUUCGCAGACGUCUUCAUAAAAACCCAGACUGAAAAAGCAGUCAGCACUUUGGAAUUAGGCGAAUUUGUGGAGUCGCUCCACCCUCUGUAGAAAGGAGGCACCUAACGCUGUUCAUCUAAAUUAAUAUCCUUUUAACCGUCUGUACUUCAAACGAAGAAACUUCAGCGGUUCGCUGGAGGUGUGGUUUGCUGUUAGGUAGGUCACCACUGGCACGUGUGUUCAGCUGCACUAACGGGAAAGCAAUUUGCAGCCUGCUUUGUGAUUCCUGGUAUUUGUUUCAGUUUGGGUUUCAUUGCUCUUGCUUUCUAUAUUGUAUACCCAAGAAUUUGGGCUCGGUUGUGAGCUCUCAAAUAUAAAAAUAUAUAGCAGAAUAAAAACACUUCAUCAUGCCUGGCUUUUUUUUCCUCCCUGGUCUAUGCUUUCUUUUGAACCAAUGACCUAGUCUUUUUCCUAACUUCACCAUAAGGCUAGCCUAAAUUAACUUUUUAAAAUGUGGAUAUGUAUAAUCUCAACUAUCUGUUGUCAAAACGAGACAUGUACGUGAGAACCAAUAUACAUAAUAGCACUGUUCUAGAAUAUGCAUUUUUCCAGGUAACACCUUAAUGAUUGUAUUAAAACUAUAUUCACAUUUCUUCUGUUAGCUUUUAACGGUUGUGUCUGCAAUUGAGUUGUUGGAUCGAGCCUUUCUACAGUGAUUUCAUUAUCUUUGGUCUGUCCCAGUACGAUGUGCUAGAUGGAAGCACUCGGAAGCAGAGACCUCGAUUCUGUAAGGCAUGGAACGUGGUUCCAGGUGCAAACUUGGGCUUGAAGUUGGACACAUUCAUGAGCAUCCUCCCCCCCGAAUAAGCUCCUCUGUUCCAACCUCAUGAAAAGCUUCCCUGAAGGAAACGCUGCAGCAGCUUAAAGCACUGCCAUCGUCUUUGAGAAGAGAUAGGUAGGAAAUUCUCACUGUGUUUUGGCAUCCUGAGAGUCAGAAACAAACACCUGAAAGCAUAGCACUUAUUAUUGAAGUGGGCAUAAGAUACUCUGUCCUGUGACUAUAUCUUCCCAUCUUCUGGUAGCAGUACAAUUUUAGGUGAAAUUCGGUAACGCUGGGUCAGUCGUGCACCCUGCGGGAUGGGACCUGGCACGCUCAAAGCAGCACGGACCUCCUGUUUGUAGGCACGCCCGUUUUCCUCUGUAACGGGAAGGCAUUAGCUCGUGCGUGGUGGUGACUUUUCAAAGCAACCCAAAGAGUAGUUGUGAAGUCGCUAUGUUUCCUAGGCAAACACGGAGCGUCUCAGUGCAAUUAAGCAACGUGAAAUUAGGUUUGUAGCGCAUCAGCGGGACUUUGGAUUUCUUUUUUUUUUCAUUAGUAGCGCAUUUUCUCAGGUUGCACCCGACCAAAUGAAGUCUAGUUUUCCUCCCUGAUGUUGUGUUGCUGUUCCUGUUUGAGCCCUGUAAUUAUUAAUGUGUCAAACACGAUGGUUGAUUUCUGCGUCUGUCGCCCAAAGCUUCUUUGACGGGUUUUCUAUGGAUGUAUCUGUAGUAGGCCUUAAAUUGUCCCCGCGUUUCUCUUCCACUUUCAUGGCUUUCUGUAUAGAAGGUGGUGUGAAGGGGGACAGCGUCGCAGGGCUAAUUAAAGCAUUGGCAAUCUUCUCGUGGCUGUGAGGAUGGGGGAUUGUACAGACUGCAGCCACCUCAUGGCUUUCUCUUUUGUGAUUAUUUUCCCCCCCCGUAAACUACUUUGAAAACAGCGUAGUGGGAGAGAAACAAAUAGUAGGUUUGAAGGUGAGAUGAUAUAUCACAGUGUGCUUUAAACUGUCAAGAGCCUUUCAGUUCCUGCACAGCUGUGACACUGUUAAAUGUCUGCAAAUGUCUUCAAGUGGAGAAAACAUUUCGUUGCGAUCUUUUCCCCUCACUAGGAAUUCCUUAGAUUUUUGAGAAUAUUAGUUUUGGAAGAUCAUAUCCCACUCUAUUUUUCUAGCAAGCACAACAGCAUUGGCUUAUCCUUGCUUGACCAGGUAUUUAAAAUAAGCAAAACCAGAAUAUCCCAUAGUAAAUGACACAUUAAAACUAUGUUGGUAAUUGCGGGAAAGCUCAUCUGUAUUUAUAAAAUAAAACUGAUCAGUAUCUC
Molecule: messenger RNA, 5061 nt
Organism: Aptenodytes forsteri (emperor penguin)
Lineage: Eukaryota; Metazoa; Chordata; Aves; Sphenisciformes; Spheniscidae
Gene: UVRAG
Product: UV radiation resistance associated
Exons: 16
Coding region: 1-2067 (688 amino acids)
Biological process (GO): SNARE complex assembly
Cellular component (GO): endosome; lytic vacuole
Molecular function (GO): SNARE binding
Source: RefSeq, a predicted model, not a curated record